Hipposideros armiger (great roundleaf bat) is the source of this 3970-nucleotide messenger RNA. Its product is annotated as protocadherin gamma-B4-like. Gene Ontology annotation, molecular function: calcium ion binding. Gene Ontology annotation, cellular component: plasma membrane. NCBI's taxonomy places the organism in Eukaryota, Metazoa, Chordata, Mammalia, Chiroptera, Hipposideridae. The record is from RefSeq and is a predicted model, not a curated record. Gene Ontology annotation, biological process: homophilic cell-cell adhesion.
AUUUCUAAUUAUUAAGUAUUCAAAAUUACUGUAACCUGAGUUCCUUUAGGCUAAGUCUGUGUUAUAGUCAUCUUUCUAUUUCUAGUGCAGAUUGGAAGAUUGGGGGAUAAUUGUGUCAACAUAUAGAGUUUAUGUAUUAAAUCUAUGCGAUUUUCCUAAAACCUGGAGUUAGGAUAAUGACCUUUCUAGUGGUACAUAUUAAACAUUAAAUAUAUAGACUACAACAAUUGUUCAGUCAGGCAAACGAUUAUAGUUAUUGUAGCUGGAUAGACCCAAGGUGCACAGGCUGCAGUUUCCUAGUGCGGACUCUGGGCGCCGCUGUUGGCCAGAGUGGAGACCUUGGCUCAGGCGAUUGCUUCGCGCAGCCGCAAUGCACUUUCCCGAGCUGACACCCGCUAGAGCGAGCCUUUACACCGCUUUCUCCUGUGGAUAAGAACAAACCCAGAUCCCCACGUAGGAACUAAAGCCUGUUCGGAGCUCCGGACAUCUGCAACACAGAGAUUAUUUGUCAUCCGGCGCCUCCAGGCCGGUGAGCGAGCCGAGGGGAGCAGGAGGGAUGGGGAGCGGCGCUGGGGACAGGGGCUGGGCUGAGAGGCGGCCAGUGCUGUUUCCCUUCCUGCUGUCUUUGUUCUGCCCGGCGCUCUCUGAGCAGAUCCGCUACAGAAUUCCCGAGGAACUGCCUGAGGGGUCGGUGGUGGGGAACCUCGCCAAGGACCUGGGACUCGGUGUCCGGGAGUUACCGACACGAAAACUGCGCGUCAGUUCGGAGAAGCCUUACUUCACUGUGAGCGCAGAGAGCGGGGAGUUACUUGUGAGCAGUAGGGUGGACCGGGAGCAGAUAUGCGGGAAGAAGCCAGUCUGUGCUCUGGAAUUUGAGGCUGUUGCUGAACGGCCAUUGAACUUUUAUCACGUGAAUGUGGAAAUCGAGGAUAUUAAUGACCACACGCCAAAAUUCAUGCAAAGUUCCUUUGAGCUGCAAAUAAGUGAGUCCACAAAGCCCGAGGCACGAUUUAUCUUAGGAUCUGCCCAUGAUGCAGAUAUUGGGACCAACUCACUACAGAAUUACCAGCUCAGUCCCAAUGAUCAUUUCUUACUCGUGAAUAAAGAGAAAUUAGAUGGCAGUAGAUACCCUGAGCUAGUACUGAAGAUGCCUUUAGACCGGGAAGAGCAGAACUCCUACCACUUGACCUUGACUGCCUUGGACUGCGGGGAUCCACCCCUAAGCAGCACUGCACAGAUACAGGUUCUAGUGACUGAUGCCAAUGAUAACCCUCCAGUGUUCAGCCAAGAGCUAUACAGGGUGGGCCUUCUGGAAAACGUGUCCCCAGGCACCACUGUGCUUCGAGUGAUGGCCACCGACCAGGAUGAGGGUGUCAACGCCGAGAUCACCUUCUCUUUCACUGAAGCAAGCCAGAUCACCCAGUUUGACCUGAAUUCUACUACCGGGGAAAUUACUAUUCGAAAUACAUUAGAUUUUGAGGGAAUCAAAGAAUAUUCCAUAGUUUUGGAAGCAAGGGAUGGUGGAGGAAUGAUUGCUCAAUGUACCGUGGAAAUAGAAGUCCUAGAUGUAAAUGACAAUGUCCCAGAAGUGAUAUUCCAAUCUCUACCAGAACUUAUUAUGGAGGACACCAACAUAGGAACAUACAUUGCUUUACUCAAAAUCCGUGACAAGGAUUCCGGACACAACGGAGAAGUUAUUUGUAAAUUAGAAGGUGAUGUUCCAUUUAAAUUACUCACUUCCUCAAAAAACACGUAUAAAUUAGUGACAGAUGGAGUUCUAGACCGCGAGCAGACCCCUGAGUACAAUGUCACUAUCACAGCCACCGACAGGGGCAAGCCGCCCCUCUCCUCCAGCUCAAGCAUCACCCUGCACAUUGGCGAUGUGAACGACAACGCCCCGGUUUUCCAACAGUCAACCUACCUGGUCCACGUGUCUGAGAACAACCUGCCUGGUGUCUCCAUAGCGCAGGUCAGCGCUUCCGAUCCCGACCUGGGACCCAGCGGCCGCGUCUCCUACUCCAUCGUGGCCAGCGACCUGGAGCCGCGCGCGCUGUCGUCCUACGUGUCCGUGAGCGCGCACAGCGGGGUGGUGUUCGCGCAGCGCGCCUUCGACCACGAGCAGCUGCGCGCCUUCGAGCUGACGCUGCAGGCCCGCGACCAGGGCUCGCCCGCGCUCAGCGCCAACGUGAGCCUGCGCGUGUUGGUGGGCGACCGCAACGACAACGCGCCCAGGGUGCUGUACCCGCUGGGGCCCGACGGCUCGGCGCUCUUCGACACGGUGCCGCGCGCCGCGCAGCCCGGCUACCUGGUCACCAAGGUGGUGGCGGUGGACGCGGACUCGGGACACAACGCCUGGCUGUCCUACCACGUGCUGCAGGCCAGCGAGCCCGGACUGUUCAGCCUGGGGCUGCGCACGGGCGAGGUGCGCACGGCGCGAGCUUUGGGCGACAGGGACGCGGCCCGCCAGCGCCUGUUGGUCGCUGUGCGCGAUGGGGGACAGCCGCCCCUGUCGGCCACCGCCACGCUGCUCCUGGUCUUCGCUGACAGCCUACAAGAGGCGCUGCCAGAUCUCAGCGACCAUCCCACACCCACUGACCCCCAGGCUGAGCUGCAGUUUUACCUGGUUGUGGCCUUGGCCUUGAUCUCAGUGCUUUUCCUCCUCGCGGUGAUUCUGGCGGUGGCUCUGCGCCUGAGACGCUCCUCCAGCCCCGCCACCUGGGGCUGCUUUCAGCCUGGUCUUUGUGUCAAGUCUGGACCCGCGCUUCCCCCCAACUACAGUGAAGGGACUUUACCCUAUUCCUACAACCUGUGCGUUGCCCAUACUGGAAAGACAGAAUUUAAUUUUCUAAAAUGUAACGAGCAGUUGAGUUCAGGGCAAGACAUACUUUGCGGCGAUUCAUCUGGGGCCUUAUUUCCACUUUGUAAUUCCAAUGAAUCGACUUUCCAUCAGGUGAGUUUCCUUUAAAUAUAACUUGCUUCUUGUGGUCUACCCAGUUCUCCAUACUCACAGGAAAACAUACAAUGUUCAGAUUUUAAAGUUGUCUUAUGCAAUUUGUAGCCAGUCAAAAAGCCGUCAUAUUAUUCUUCAGGGAGGGUUGUUGGAGUAGGAGCAAUUCGGUGUCUUUUAGGAUGUCUUACCAGGCUCAGAUUUACAAAGCAGUGAGAGUGUGAUUUUGUCUACAAAGGGAAACAUUAAAGACGCUAUAAGCUCUGUCAUAAAAGCUAAUGAGAUUUUCCCCUAAAUUUUUCUUCCUAUCACUUAAUUGAUGAUGGGGUGUUUUUUUUUUAGCUUGGAUAUAAUGUAAAUUUAAAUGUAGGCAGUCAUUUAAAUAAACCUUUAAAGCAAAAAAAUUUAAGCUAAAGUUAGAUAUUUUUCUUAACUGAUUUAACUGUUAUGAAUUCUAUAAUUGAUGUUUUGCCUCUACUAUUUUCUUCCCUUUGUUUCAAAAUCACCUAGAAUAAUAUAUCUUAACCUGGAUUUUUAUGUAGAUAAACCUAUUGUAAUUGUACGCAAUGUACUAUGUGUGUGUGUUGUGUGUAAAAUCCUUUGACUUGGCAGUAGGUCCAUAAUGCUCAUCAGAAGACAAAAGCAUGUUCUCCCUACUUGCACGAUAGGUUUUGUGGGAUUAAUCUGUAUUGAAAGUCAUUCUGUCGGUUCUUCCAUCAAAGAAAAGACAGUGCUUUGAACUAUCUUUUUUUAAGCCUUUAACAUAGCUAGAUGUCUUCUGGACAUUCUACUAUCUCUAGGAGAAAAAUAGAGUUGAAUUCUUAAAUUUUAGAUAAAAUUGCUAAUCUGAUGUACAUACAAGUAUAUAUACAAGAUGAUAAUACAAUGUUUCAGCCUUUUGCUAGAUUUCCCUUAGGAACUGUUUCAGUUAUUGGCCACUUUACAAACUGCUGGAAAAAAAAGAGACAUCUUUUUGUAUUGGUGCUUUUUGACUCCUUGGUGAUAAUUAUGUGUUCCUUACUU